CCCCCAUCCAGAGCACUCUGUAAUCACAGUGGCUUAGCGUCCCACUGCCAGGGUCCACCUAGGCCUAACGCACCCAGCCAACUCAUGGGGGGGUCAAGGCCUGAAUUACAGGAUCUUUUUCUUAAGGUGGCUUAAUUAAGCUAAUUUUAUAACCAACUACCCAAAUUCAGCCAAAUUUGCAUAGAAAAAAAAUCACAAAAAGUUCUUAUUUUCACUAAGAGUAAGAUCUCAUAGGCACAGAGGUGGGUAACCCUGUCACCAUGGUGAUGACAUGCCUCUCCCCCUCCCUGGGAUAGAUAUCAGCCUCACCUGCAUGCCAAACCUCAUUCCUGCCUGGCGGAAUAGCUGAUAGAUCAGGGAUAAAGAGCAGUAAUGGGCUUGUAGGUGACGCCUCAUCUUGCGGUUUUCCGCUCACCUGCCUGCCUGCCUGCCUGCCUGCAAGCACACCCCCCCCCCCCCCCGAUGCUUGUCUACAUUUUGAGGUCUGCGACGCCCCCAUGAAAAUAAGCUUCAGUUGGUUGCUUUGUUGGCUGUGUCUGGAUGCUGAGUGCUGCCAAACCAAACCCCCACAGGGCACGGAGUCCACCAGCCUGCCCGGCAGCUCCUCACACCUGGAGGUGGAUCAGCAUAUCACCCCCUCAGGCAAGAGCCCGCCCCUUGACCUGAUCGACACGGGAAAGGCGUUGAAGGUGCAGACGGCUACGCCGCACUUAGUCAGCCUGGGCAGUGGCCGUCUGAGCGUAGCCAUCACCCUGUUGCCACUCAAAGAAGGAGUGACUCGGAUUGGACGCGAGGACGCUCCCAUUCCCCAGGACAUCACCAUCGAGGGUCCCGGGAUCGAGGCCGAGCACUGUCUGAUCAAGAACAAGGGGGGGCUCAUCACCUUGGACCCCUGUGGAAACCCUUGUGCCCUCGAUGGCAUCCCUGUGAUGAAGCCCACGCAGCUGACCCAAG
This is a messenger RNA of Paramormyrops kingsleyae, 954 nucleotides long. The record is from RefSeq and is a predicted model, not a curated record. NCBI's taxonomy places the organism in Eukaryota, Metazoa, Chordata, Actinopteri, Osteoglossiformes, Mormyridae.